This is a messenger RNA of Stylophora pistillata, 622 nucleotides long. RefSeq names its product leptin receptor gene-related protein. Gene Ontology annotation, biological process: late endosome to vacuole transport via multivesicular body sorting pathway. Gene Ontology annotation, cellular component: endosome. The record is from RefSeq and is a predicted model, not a curated record. NCBI's taxonomy places the organism in Eukaryota, Metazoa, Cnidaria, Anthozoa, Scleractinia, Pocilloporidae.
AUUUGUAACGUUAAUGGGCAUGUUUAAAAGAACCUGCUUCAUCUGUGGAUAAUUCAAAUUUUCUCUCUUUCGUUUCAUUUCUCCUUCCUGCUCAUGGAUGACAUUUUAGCAAUCAUCGCUCUUUCUUUUUCCGGGGCAAUCGGUGUACUGCUCGUUGUUCUUGGGUGUGCUUUGAAAGAAUACGGGAUAUGGUGGCCGAUGUUUGUAUUGUUCUUUUACGCCUUGGCCCCAAUACCAACUGUCAUUGCCAAAAGGUUUUGUGAAGACUUUUCAUCAAACUCUGCCAGUGUUGUUAAAGAAACUGCAAUGUUUUUCACAGCUGGAAUUGUCGUCUCAGGGUUUGGUCUUCCAAUAGUUCUGGCACGUACUAAAAUUAUCAAAUGGGGAGCUAUGGCAUUAGUGUCAUCCGGAAAUGUCUUCAUCUUUUUUACAAUUCUGGCCUAUUUUCUUGUUUUCACUGGUGAAGAUGACUGGGGCUUUUGAAGAGACACCAGCUCUACAUGUCUCAUUUUUUAAGUGUAUAAAUUAUCAUAUUACAAGGCUGAGCUCUAAGAAAAAUUGAAGGGAGUCCAGUGUUCUGAAACUGUGAAAUCCAAGGUGCCCAGCAUAUGCUUUUUAUUGA